This is a messenger RNA of Lagopus leucura (white-tailed ptarmigan), 525 nucleotides long. It is a transcript of the gene GEMIN7, whose product is annotated as gem nuclear organelle associated protein 7. The record is from RefSeq and is a predicted model, not a curated record. Gene Ontology annotation, biological process: spliceosomal snRNP assembly. The coding region runs from base 43 to 447 and encodes 134 amino acids. Lineage: Eukaryota; Metazoa; Chordata; Aves; Galliformes; Phasianidae. The transcript has a single exon. Gene Ontology annotation, cellular component: SMN-Sm protein complex.
UGCUGAGGCCCCCCCCAUUCUGCCCUCCCUCCCUGCAGCUCCAUGGCCGUCCCUGUGAGCGUCCUCCGCCUCCCACGGGGCCCAGAAGGUUCGGGACGAGGUUUCAGCUCCACAACUCUAAACCGUCGUCGUGGGGAAGCCCCAGAGGUGGCAGAGGUGACAAAAGCCACGCAGGCCACGCGGGCAGCGCUGCGCCGCCGCUUCCUGCUCAGCCUGGCGGCCGCACGGGAACAAACAGUGACAUUUGUCCUCUGUCAGCACGGCCGGGUCAGCGCCGUGCUGGGGGCCGUCUGGGUCCCCGACGGCACCGAGGUCUGCAGGGACGAUGGCAGUGCGGCCGUGGCCUUUCAGGUGGACGCCCUGCAGACGCCUCUGGGGGUGCAGAGAGCUGCACUGCUGCGGGGACGGGAUGUGGUGGCGUUUGGGUUUCAGGUGGCUGAGAAAUGAGGGGAAAGCAACGGGGAAAUUGAUGGAGAAAUGAGGGGAAAUAAAUGGAGACGUGAGGGGAAAUAAAUGGAGUGGUGG